Molecule: messenger RNA, 1945 nt
Organism: Camellia sinensis
Lineage: Eukaryota; Viridiplantae; Streptophyta; Magnoliopsida; Ericales; Theaceae
Source: RefSeq, a predicted model, not a curated record
GCAAAAUAGAAUAUUUUGUGACCUAUUUCUGUUUUCAUGAUAAUCAAUUCAAGCAGCCUACCAUACAAGUUUUUUUGGCUUUUCCAACCAAACAUGCUUAGGGUUCCUCGAGCCUUAGAAGUUGUAUUCUAUUUAGUUUUUUUUUUUUCCUUGAUGAGUUUGAGGUUAUUUUGUGUUCUCCCCACACAUGUUCCUUUAAUAGUCUAACUGGACCUUUUUCGUUGAUUGCAAGCAUUUGAAUGCCUCAUUUUUGAUAAAUGACUAUUGUCAUAUUGGAGAAUUUGCUAACGUCAUUACUAUUAGAUGGUUCUGUUUUCAUUUUGUAACAAAUUCACUGUUUUAAUUUUGAGUUAACAUGGCACCUCUACUCAUGAUUUCUGGGUCCACCACUGGUUAUAACACUCUUUGCAGUUUUCAUCUUCACAAGUGAUCCUGAAUUAGGCAUUUAUGAACCCUUUAUUAGGAUUAAAUCCAUUAGCUUCCUUUCCUGCUUAGAAUGCUUGAGAAGACUGCCAAGAUAGAGAUGGCAGUGAUACUACGACAAUAAGUGGGGUUCAUUAUUGUGCUGCCUUUGUAUGACAUUUGUAUCCUUUAUUUUACUCUUUUUUAUAAGAUGGAAAUUUCAAUGUUUAGCUCAUGUAUUUCACUGCCAAUGCCAUUUUCUGUUUGGAUCCAUAUGUUUGUUGUUUCUCCUUUUCUGUUAGGAGGAGGGAUACACACAUCUUGUUUAAUUCAUUAUAAGUCUAAUCAUAGCUUAAGCAAUAGAUGGACGACAACUAAUGAAAAUUACUAAUGAAAAGUAGGCCUAUUAAUUCAUAUUUCUGCAUCAACUUGUUGUCUCCUAUUCACUUUUACAUGCUUUAAGUUAACCAAUCAAAUGGGUUGUCAUUUUGAGUGUUGCCUAGUUUAUGAACUUUUUGAAGUAUCAUUUCAAUUCUGGAACAUUAUUAACAAGUGGAUGUGAUUUUUUAUAUUAAAAAAUUGUAGAUACAUGAUCAAGAGGAGUGGGAAAAGUAUAGAAAGUGGGCAGCCACGUGUGUAGCUAUGUAUGCUUCAUAUGUUGUCAGCCUUGUCUCAAUUCUUCAUUGUCGUGAUCAUAUAAGGAAGUCAAUUUCAGAACAAGGAGAUUAUGAAAGAUAUGCCCUAAUUAAACGGCUAACGACUUUGGAAGAUGCAGAUUAUCGUAGCCAGUUACGCAUGAGCAAAGAUGCGUUUGCCACACUAGUUAGCAUGCUUAAAAGAACUCAGUUUCUUAGAGACAAUCCUCAAAGUAAAGUAGAAGAACAAGUUGCAAAAUUCCUUCAUAUAAUUGGCCAUACUUUGAGGAACCGUACGAUCAAGUUCUUUUACAGACGAUCAGGUGAGACUGUUAGUCGACAUUUUCAUCAAGUUCUUAAAGCCAUUAUAUCAUUGGGAGAUAUCUUUUUAAAGCAACCUGAUGGAUUCAACUGCCCUCCAGAGAUUAGAAACAAUCCCAAGUAUUGGCCAUAUUUUAAGGAUUGUGUUGGUGCGAUUGAUGGUACACAUUUUCGUGUAAGAGUGCCAAACAAGGAUGCACAAAGAUACCGAGGAUGAAAAUGCUAUCCCACUCAAAAUGCUUUGGCUGCAUGUUAUUUUGAUUUAAAGUUUACAUAUAUCCUUCCGGGAUGGGAAGGAUCUGCUUCAGACUCGAGAAUAUUAGAUAAUGCAUUAACAAGAGAAAUGAAUAAAUUGAUCGUUCCUCAAGGGAAAUAUUACUUAGUAGAUGCAGGAUUUCAACUAAAAACUGGGUUCCUUGCUCCAUAUAGAAGUACUCGUUACCAUUUGAAGGAGUAUAGUGUUCAUCAACCAGAAAAUUCUCGAGAGCUUUUCAACCUUCGUCAUGCAUCUUUGCGAAAUGUAAUUGAAAGAGCCUUUGGUGUCUUAAAGAAAAGGUUUCCAAUUUUAGGAAGUGGGACAGAGCCAU